This is a messenger RNA of Cordyceps fumosorosea ARSEF 2679, 1443 nucleotides long. Its product is annotated as TMS membrane protein/tumor differentially expressed protein. Gene Ontology annotation, cellular component: membrane. The transcript is spliced from 3 exons. Lineage: Eukaryota; Fungi; Ascomycota; Sordariomycetes; Hypocreales; Cordycipitaceae. The record is from RefSeq and is a predicted model, not a curated record. The coding region runs from base 1 to 1443 and encodes 480 amino acids.
AUGGGUGCGCUGCUUUCCCUUCCGCUCAUGGCGGUGCCGAGCAUGGCCACGCUACUUUCCUUUGGCGCCAGUUGCUGCGGAGCGGCAACAUGCUCCAUGGUCUGCAGCGCCUGCGGCAAAUGCGGCAACAGUGUUGCUACCCGUAUCGCAUACGCCCUCAUCCUCCUCGUCAACUCCAUCGUCGCCUGGAUCAUGCUCACUCCGUGGGCCAUUGAGAAGCUGCAGCACCUCAUGCUCGACUACGUCAAGAUCAACUGCCCCAAUGGCGAAUGCUACGGCUGGCUCGCCGUCCACCGCAUCAACUUCGCCCUCGGCAUCUUCCACCUACUUCUUGCCGGCCUGCUUUUCGGCGUCGCGUCCUCCAAAGAGCCCCGCGCUGCGAUUCAAAACGGCUACUGGGGCCCCAAGGUCAUUGCCUGGAUCGCCUUCGUCGUCAUGUCCUUCCUCAUCCCUGAUGAGUUCUUCAUGUUCUGGGGCAAUUACAUCGCGCUUAUCGGCGCCAUGCUGUUCCUACUCCUCGGCCUCAUCCUCCUCGUCGACCUCGCCCAUGGAUGGGCCGAGUACUGCCUCGCACAGAUCGAGGAGACCGACUCGCGCCUCUGGCGCACCGUCCUUAUCGGCUCCACGCUCGGCAUGUACGCCGCCUCCCUCGCCAUGACGAUCGUCCAGUACAUCUUCUUCGCCGGCUCCGGUUGCUCCAUGAACCAGGCCGUCAUCACAAUUAACCUCCUUUUCUGGCUCAUCAUCUCCGUCAUCUCCGUCAACCCCACCAUCCAGGAGCACAACCCCAAGGCCGGCCUUGCCCAGGCCGCCAUGGUCGCCGUCUACUGCACUUAUCUCACCAUGUCCGCCGUCUCCAUGGAACCCGACGACAAGCAGUGCAACCCUCUGCUCCGUGGCCGCUCCACCCGCCGCACCUCGGUCGUCAUCGGCGCUAUCGUCACCAUGCUCACUAUUGCCUACACCACGACCCGCGCCGCUACCCAGAACUUUGGCCUCGGCGGCAGCGGCAACGGCGGUAUUCGCCUGCCUGAAGACGACGAGCACGACCUCGUCACCCAGCAGCCCGGAAGCAGGCGCGAGAUGCGCGCCGAGGCCCUCCGCCGUGCCGUGGAAGAGGGCAGUUUGCCCGCUGACGCCCUCCUCUCUGACGACGACGACGCCGAGGCCGGCAGCAACACCGCCCACGACGACGAGCGCUCCCGCACCCAAUAUAACUACUCCAUGUUUCACAUCAUCUUCUUCCUCGCCACCACCUGGGUCUCCCUCCUCCUCACCCUCAGCCACGAGACGGCUGUCGAGCCCAAUAGCGACUUUGCUAGCGUCGGCCGCACGUACGCUGCCAGCUGGAUCAAGAUUGUCAGCGCCUGGCUGUGCCACGGCAUCUACAUCUGGAGCCUCGUCGCCCCCGUCGUCCUCCCCGAGCGGUUCGACUUUUCCUAG